Molecule: messenger RNA, 571 nt
Organism: Uloborus diversus
Lineage: Eukaryota; Metazoa; Arthropoda; Arachnida; Araneae; Uloboridae
Gene: hoip
Product: NHP2-like protein 1 homolog
Exons: 5
Coding region: 123-506 (127 amino acids)
Biological process (GO): ribosome biogenesis; maturation of SSU-rRNA; mRNA splicing, via spliceosome
Cellular component (GO): nucleolus; U4/U6 x U5 tri-snRNP complex; precatalytic spliceosome
Molecular function (GO): RNA binding
Source: RefSeq, a predicted model, not a curated record
CAGUUUACCACCAUUAUUGUUUUCCGGCACAACGAGGGAGAGCGAACUCGUGGUUGAUUGAAAGGAGUGAAUAACAUACACAUUUGCUACAUAUACAAUUGCUGAACCGUUGUUUUUACGUCAUGACAGAAGAGGUGAAUCCAAAAGCGUAUCCCUUAGCUGAUGCCACUUUGACUACGAAGAUAUUGAAUCUCGUACAACAAACUGCAAAUUAUAAGCAGUUAAAAAAGGGUGCCAAUGAAGCUACCAAAACAUUAAACAGAGGGUUAGCAGAGGUUAUUGUUAUGGCUGCUGAUGCAGUGCCUUUGGAAAUUCUAUUACAUCUCCCUUUGCUUUGUGAAGAUAAGAAUGUCCCUUAUGUUUUUGUAAAGUCAAAACAUGCUCUUGGAAGAGCAUGUGGUGUAUCCAGACCAGUGAUUGCAUGCUCCAUUACUGCUAAUGAAGGCUCACAACUAAAGCCACAGAUCCAAGCUUUACAACAGGAAAUUGAAAAGUUGCUUGUUUAAUUUAGUCACUGUAUUAUAUGAUCAUCCUGCAUCAUGUAUAUUUGUUUACAUUAAAUGGUUCUUAU